UUAAAAUAUUUUAGAUAUGGACUCUUUUUAAAUCGUCUAUAAGAGCAUUCUCUUCCUCUUGCAAAAACUGUAUCAAUCUCUCGCACUUCUAUUUGAAAGAAACCCAAUAAGGAAACAAAAGAAUGUAUUCGAUUAGUGCUGAAGAUUUAGACAAGCCUCAUGCAGUUUGCAUACCAUAUCCUGCCCAAGGCCACAUUAGCCCUAUGUUAAAGUUAGCUAAAAUCCUGCAUCACAAUGGCUUUCAUAUUACCUUUGUCAACACUGAACACAACCAUAAGCGUCUCCUUAAGUCUCGAGGACCAGAUUCUGUCAAAGGGUUGCCAUCUUUUCAAUUCGAGACCAUUCCUGAUGGCCUCCCACCAUGUGACCCCGAUACCACCCAAGACAUUUCUUCUCUAUCUGAAUCUACUACCAAUUCUUGUUCAGUUCCUUUCAAAGAGUUGCUUACAAAGCUCAAUAAUACUUCUUUAUCUAAUGUGCCACCAGUCUCGUGCAUCGUUUCCGAUGGUGCGAUGAGCUUCACUCUAGCUGCUACUCAAGAUUUGGGCAUCCCUCAAGUCUUCUUUUGGACCCCAAGUGCUUGUGGUUUAUUAAGUUACAUGCAUUACCGCGAUCUUGUUGAGAAAGGAUACACUCCCCUUAAAGAUGAAAGUUACUUGACAAAUGGGUAUUUGGAGACAACUUUGGAUUGGAUACCAGGCAUGAAAGGAGUACGUUUUAGGGAUCUUCCAAGUUUCAUUAGAACUACAAAUCCAGAAGAAUACAUGAUCAAAUUCCUCAUCCAAGAAACUGAAAGAAGCAAAAUGGCUUCAGCUAUUGUUCUUAAUACAUUUGAACCAUUAGAGAGGGAAGUUCUUAAAUCCCUUCAGGCCCUUCUUCCUCCGGUCUAUGCCAUAGGGCCCUUGCAUCUUCUUAUGGAGCACGUCGAUGACAAGAACUUGGAGAAAUUGGGAUCCAAUCUUUGGAAAGAAGAUCCAAAGUGUCUAGAAUGGCUAGAUUCCAAGAAACCAAAUUCUGUUGUGUAUGUCAAUUUUGGAAGCAUCACUCCCAUGACUCCAAACCAACUUACAGAGUUCGCCUGGGGACUUGCCAAUAGCCAGGUGGAUUUUUUGUGGAUUAUAAGGCCUGAUAUUGUAUCAGGCAACAAAGCCGUUCUUCCCCCAGAAUUCCUGGAAGAAACUAAGGAAAGAGGGAUGCUAGCAAGUUGGUGCCAGCAACAACAAGUCCUUAGCCACGUCGCAGUUGGAGGGUUCUUGACUCACAGUGGAUGGAAUUCGACACUAGAAAGUAUUAGCAGUGGGGUGCCAAUGAUCUGUUGGCCGUUCUUCGCAGAACAACAAACAAAUUGUUGGUUUUGUUGCACUCAAUGGGAAAUUGGAAUGGAAAUCGAUAAUAAUGUGAAAAGGGAUGAAGUUAAAAGUCUUGUGAGAGAGUUAUUGACAUGGGAGAAAGGCAAUGAGAUGAAGAAAAAGGCAUUGGAAUGGAAGAAAUUGGCUAAAGAAGCAGCUAAAAAACCAGGCGGAUCAUCUUAUGUGAACAUAGACAAACUGAUCAAUGAAAUUCUCCUCUCCUCCAAAACCACCAGGCAAUAUUAGUACUAAUCAAUUAUUGGUUGAUUUUUAUGUUCUUUUCCUUUUGUUGAGAUCCCAUCGGAUUUCUAAUAGUACUUGUUUCCCUGCUUUCAUUAUACCAUAUGAUAAAUAAAAUAAAAAUU
This is a messenger RNA of Lycium ferocissimum, 1714 nucleotides long. RefSeq names its product 7-deoxyloganetin glucosyltransferase-like. The record is from RefSeq and is a predicted model, not a curated record. NCBI's taxonomy places the organism in Eukaryota, Viridiplantae, Streptophyta, Magnoliopsida, Solanales, Solanaceae. The transcript is spliced from 2 exons. The coding region runs from base 123 to 1595 and encodes 490 amino acids. Gene Ontology annotation, molecular function: UDP-glycosyltransferase activity.